GAUGAACGGAACGGAACGGAAAUGAUGGUGGGUGGAGUGGAAAGCUUAAUUGGUUCCUUCUUCUGGAAACAAAUUACAAAACCCUAAAUAAUGGAAACCUCGAAUCCUAAUGCUCGGAGCGAGGAAGAAGUGCUUCAAAGCAUAACCUCAACGAUCCUAUCGAAGAACACAUUUGAACCACAGAAACUCGAACGCUUCAUUCCACACCUCACUCUCUCUCUCAUUCUGAGAAUCCUCUCAUGGAAGCCCCUUCACUCUCACCCUACCACUCUCAUCUCUUUCUUCAAUUGGUUCCAUACAAACGCUCCCUCUUCCCUUUCUUCCUCUCCACAACCACUCCUCACUCUCCUCCCUCCCCUCUUCUCCCGCCGCAAAUUCUCCGACGCCAAGAACCUUCUCCUCUCCUUCAUCUCCUCCGAUCGCCACCACUCCCUCCACCGCUUCCUCCUCCGCCCCGAUCGCUCCCUCUCCAAACCCGUCCUCGACACUUCCCUCGCCGCUUACGCUCACGCCAAACAACCCCACCUCGCUUUUCAACUUUUCUUAAAGAUGAAACGACUUCGUUUCGCUCCCAAUCUUCUCACCUGCAAUACCCUUCUUAAAUCCCUCGUUCGCUCCUCUUUCUCUUCCUCUCACUCCAUUCUCUUCUCCUCCCAGGUUUUCCAUGAUGCUAUUCAACUGGGUGUCAAACCCAACACCAACACCUUCAACAUUUUGAUGUAUGGGUAUUGCUCUGAGAACAGGCUCGAUGAUGCUCUUGCUUUGAGGAAUCGAAUGGGUGAGUUUGGCUGCUUCCCUGAUAAUGUCACUUAUAAUACCCUUUUGAAUGCAUUGUGUAAGAAGGGUCAGUUUAAUAAGGUGAGGGAAGUGUUACAGGAGAUGAAGAAUAGUGGCUUGAUUCCCGAUAGGACUACCUAUAAUAUAUUGGUUCGUGGGUAUUGCAGGUUGAAGUGGUUGAAGGAGGCUUCUGAGGUUGUUGAGUUGAUGACCAGAAAUGGCUUGCUGCCUGAUGUUUGGACUUAUAAUACGAUGUUGAGGGGGUUGUGUGAUGAGGGGAAGAUUGAUGAGGCUAUGGGGCUUAAGGAUGAGAUGGAGAGUUUGAAAGUGAUGCCUGAUGUUGUUACUUAUAAUACUUUGAUUGAUGGGUGUUUUGGGUGGCAGGGAAGUGCAGAGGCGAAUAGGUUAGUUGAGGAAAUGAAGACGAGGGGAGUUGAGCCAAAUGCCGUCACCCAUAAUAUAAUGGUUAAGUGGUUCUGUAAGGAAGGUAAGAUUGAUCGGGCGGGCGAUAUUGUGACGAGGAUGGUGGAAAGUGGGGUUUCUCCUGACUGUUUUACUUAUAAUACUAUGAUUAACGGUUAUUGUAAGGCUGGAAGGCUCGGAGAAGCAUUUAGGAUGAUGGAUGAGAUCGGAAGGAAGGGGCUGAAACCAGAUACUUUUACUCUUAACACCUUAUUGCACACUCUGUGUGAGGAGAGGAAGCUGGAAGAGGCAUAUAUGUUGAUUGUCAAGGCCAGGAAGCGAGGUUAUAUCCUUGAUGAGGUGACCUAUGGAACUCUCAUCAUGGGAUUCUUUAAGGAUGAUCAAGCAGGCAGAGCUUUGAAGCUCUGGGAUGAGAUGAACGAGAGAGGAAUUGUUCCUAGUGUUGUCACUUAUAACACUAUAAUCAAAGGGUUAUGCCUGUCUGGAAAAACUGAACAAGCAAUGGAUAAAUUGAAUGAGCUCUCACAGAAGGGUUUGGUCCCAGACACGACUACCUGUAACAUAAUUAUUCACGGUUACUUCUGUGAGGGAAUGGUAGACAAAGCACUUCAGUUCUAUAACAAAAUGGCAGAGAACUCGUUCAAACCAGAUAUCUUUACAUGUAACAUUCUUCUUCGGGGACUUUGUAGAGAGGGCAUGCUGGAGAAAGCUUUUAAACUUUUUAACACAUGGAUCACUGAAGAGAAGCCCAUAGAUGUGGUCACAUACAACACGUUGAUAUCCUACCUUUGCAAAGAAGGGAGACUUGAGGAAGCGUUUGAACUUGUGACUGAAAUGAAGGAAAAAAAAUUGGAGCCUGACCACUUUACUCAUAUUGCCAUUGUUAGUGCGCUUGCUCUUGCUGGUAGGACCGAGGAAGCAGAGAAAUUCAUGCCAAAACUUUUAGAGACAGAGCAACACGUGAAAACUCAUGAUACAUCCCAGGAGCAUGAUUCAGAUGAUAUGAUAUACUCAGAGCAAAUAAGCAAUCUGUGUACUCAGGGAAAGUACAAGGAGGCAAUGAAACUAUUUCAAGAGACAGAGAAGAAAGGAAUUAGUUUAAAUAAAUAUACACAUAUCAAGCUGAUGGACGAGUAUUUAAAGAGGCGAAAAAGCAUAUCAAAGGUUACCCGAUCAAAGUGACACAAUAAAUUGGCUAGGUAUUUAUUUUGGCAUUUGGAUAUGUGAUGCCAUAAUGCUGUGAAACAUGUUGUAGAGGCGCUGUUAUGAUGGCGUUUAAUGAUUCCAUGUAAGUUUCCAUCUACCAAAAUAAUAAUUCAUUUUUAUUUUCAGUUUCCAUGACCAUUUAGCCAACAUAUUUUAUGCUUUUUUCUAUGAGAUCUGUAGUAGGAUCCUUUUUGGACAUAUCACUAACAGAGGGUGAGUAUGUGGAAAGCAGAGGUUAAAUUGUGGGCCAGGUGAAUAUGAGAGGGCCAUCAGAGUUGAGUCAUAAGGGAGGUGGUCUGCCAAAUUUGGAAGUUAGUAAUGGAUCUCCAGUACAGCAUGUUAGGCUAGUUGAAUCAUGCUGUAAAGGUGGUGUUGUUGUGGACUUGUGAUGACAUUUAAUGAUUUCAUGAACCUGGAAUUGCUUUAUUAGAAUGAUUCUCAAACUACACUGGAUGAUCAGUGGACUAAUAGAUUGGUUCACAGGUUUUUCUGGCAAAGAGAAGGGAGAGAAGCUUUAAGUAAUUUUGCUCAGGGGUAAACUUGACUGAUGAUUGAUUGACGAGUGGGCAGCUCAUGCAACCAUCCUUAUUGACAUAACAACCAAGCCCCUGAAGACUAAAUUUGUGGCUGAUUCAUGAUCUGACUAUCUAGGUGACAGUGAUAAUCACAACAUAAAAGCAGCUUUACUGCCGUCCAAGAUAAUAAAUGUAUGCUACAGGGGGGUUUCGAGUGGAGAAUGGGGGAUCCCGAGUUUAUGUAAAUUGUGUUGUUAUUAAAUUAUAGUCUCGGUGGCAACAAGAACUGUAAAAUGAGUAAGAGCUUUUGUAUUGUUAAUUUGAAACUAGUUAUGUUAGAUAUUUGUUUUUGAACUGCACGUGACAUUUUAUUUGUUUUAUCCUUUACUAUCAGUUGUUGAAUAAGUCUUUCCAG
Molecule: messenger RNA, 3336 nt
Organism: Abrus precatorius (Indian licorice)
Lineage: Eukaryota; Viridiplantae; Streptophyta; Magnoliopsida; Fabales; Fabaceae
Product: pentatricopeptide repeat-containing protein At2g16880
Exons: 4
Coding region: 91-2382 (763 amino acids)
Molecular function (GO): protein binding
Source: RefSeq, a predicted model, not a curated record